Molecule: messenger RNA, 16147 nt
Organism: Uranotaenia lowii
Lineage: Eukaryota; Metazoa; Arthropoda; Insecta; Diptera; Culicidae
Product: plasma membrane calcium-transporting ATPase 1-like
Exons: 6
Coding region: 2092-5673 (1193 amino acids)
Biological process (GO): calcium ion transmembrane transport; regulation of cytosolic calcium ion concentration
Cellular component (GO): intracellular membrane-bounded organelle; membrane
Molecular function (GO): P-type calcium transporter activity; ATP binding; ATP hydrolysis activity
Source: RefSeq, a predicted model, not a curated record
AAUUCUGCUUCUGCAUAAUUUGUUGGCUCGCCGUGGCUUAAAGUACUUAGUCGGAAAUUACGGGCUGGUUAAAUGCGAAAGCGAAUGGUACAAUAGCAGGAUGAACAGUGUGUUGAAGAUUGUGGUUGAGUUUUUUGUGUAAAUUUACUUUGCCGUGGUGGUAUUGUUAAAGUUGGAAAGUUACUACAAACAACUAAUUUUCUUGUCCGAUCGAAAAGCUCAUGUUCGGUGUGUGUGAACAAGUUGGCAUCGGAGCGGUGUCCAGUCGGAAAAUAGCGGUGCCACCAGCACAACACCGGUGACCGAAAGGGCACCAAAGAAGCAAAAAGGAAAAGAUAACGAAAAACGUGAAAACCCCGAAAAGUAUUUGUGUCUGUGCCAGAAUUCAAUGAAAAUUAUGUAAUAAGUUGUUAUAUUUUCACUCUCUCAACAUCUUCUGCAGAGCGGAUUUUCCUCACAUCGACGUCAACGCUCCGGAACGUGUGGUGUGUGCCCUACUCACAUAGAGCAGGAGGAGGAAGAAGAAUAGAAAAUACUUACCAAGUGCUAUUUCGGAAUCGUUGGCCAGUGUCCGGGUGCCCUGAUGGAUCCCAUUUGACGACCAAGGGGCCUUUCCGUUGGUGGGCCUUUGAAAAUUUUUUGGAAGACCACCAGCGGCGCGCGAUCUCGCCGGAUCCUCUGGACUUCGGAAUACUAUUAGUCCAAGUGCUUUAACGAGAAGAAAAGAAAAAGACACAUUCAUAGUGAGAGCGGAAAAACCAGUGAGAACAAGAGCAAACCAUCAGCAGAGGUCCUACAUUCAGGAUUCACAUUCCGGCGAUCGAACACGUCGAGAGAGGAAAAACGGUUGCUCGAAAACUCAAAGAAGUGGACCACCAUUGUUGAGUGUCGUUUGAAAAUCUAAGCUAAAAAAAUUAGAAGAAAACCCGCUCGGAAAAUUCAACACACACACACGCAUUCGCGCGAAAUUCCAAGCUACAGGAGAAAGAACCCAGUGCCAGUUUGGUUAGCGGUGAGCGAAAAUUUCCGUUCCAAGUGACGACGAGGAAAAACACAAAAGUGAAAAUCCUCGCGCGCCGUGUUUCUGUGUAUACUACCUGUCCGUGUUUGUGGAUGUGUGUUGUAAUGGAUUAGAAACCCGAAACUUGUCGCGGAAAAGCCAGGCAUAGAAACGAGAAAACGUCGUGUCUCCUCCACACAAUAAUAACCACAGUGCAGGUCCAUGUAAAAACAGAUAAAAAUCGACCCCAUAAUUUAUUCGUGGAGCAGCAGUAGUACGAGCCGAAAGCGAGAAAUCUGUGCCGGAGUACAAUCAAAACCAUUUGAACGAACGAAGAAGAAGGAGGAUACCAGUCGGCCUUUCCCAAUCGAUCGGGGAGUCCCGCGAACGUCGUCGUGAUUGCAGCUGUUUUUUCCUCAAGGAGCAACGUCGUCAUGUAACGUUGUUCUUAGUUGUUGUUGUUAGUGUCCUGUGGCGGCAGUCAGUCGACGAAAAAGCGGUUGUGCAUUGUUUGUUGAAACAGCUACCGGAAACUAGAACGGAAGAAGGUGUAAAGUGUGUACCAAGUGUGUGUGUUUAGUCGUCAAGAACAACUGAUUAGUAGACCUUCUAGUAAUCGUCGAAAGGAUGGCAGUUAGUUAGAAGUAACUGUUUGUUCAAUUGUAACCAGAUCGCCCUAUACGCACCUGCAGCAGCGACGGGGCACGUGGCUGUGUGUGGGUGCGCGUCCACACGGCGGAUCGUGUGCGUGUUAGCAGAACACCGUAAGGCCACGAGACGACUGUCUCGCAAAAGGAAGGAUACGCUUCUUCUCCAAUCAAUCAACCAAACCAACAACAAUACAAAAAGGCAACAGCAGCAAGAACUCACUCUUUGACACUCACUAAUAUAUUAUCAUUAUAACAAUUAGGUACGGCUACCGAGAAUCUGCUACCUUGCCCCAUCCACAUCAACUGAAAGUGCGCAUCGUAGAGUCGAAGAAAGGAGCAUAAAACCUUCAAACGAAGCCAUCAUCUUAAGAUAAAAGAAAACAGAAACUCGUUAUUCUAAGUCGAAUCUAGUAAAUUAGUAAAACAAAUAAACCAUUCAAAAUGGCAACGAUAGACGGGCGACCUGCACAGUACCAGAUCACGCUGAAGAAUCUGCGUGAGAUCAUGGAACAUCGUGGCAGGGAAGCGGUGAGCAUCGUGAACGAAUACGGUGGCGUCCAUGAAAUUUGUCGGAAACUCUACACCUCCCAAAACGAAGGUCUCAGCGGCUCGAAAGCGGACAUCGAGCACCGGCGGGAGACCUUUGGUUCGAACAUUAUUCCCCCGAAACCACCGAAAGCGUUCCUAACACUGGUGUGGGAGGCGUUACAGGACGUGACGCUGAUAAUCUUAGAAAUUGCUGCCGUUAUUUCGCUGCUUUUAUCGUUUUAUCAACCGGCCGAUGAUGAUGAACCCGUAUUAGAGGAGGAAGAGGAGCACUACUCAUGGAUCGAAGGCUUAGCUAUUUUGGUGUCGGUGUUUGUGGUCGUAAUAGUGACAGCAUUUAACGAUUAUUCGAAGGAAAAGCAAUUCCGAGGGCUUCAGUCGAGGAUCGAGGGUGAGCACAAAUUCUCCGUUAUCCGAAGCGGUGAUGCGGUCCAGAUCAACAUAGGUGACAUCGUGGUCGGUGACAUAUGUCAGAUCAAGUAUGGCGAUCUGUUGCCGGCCGAUGGUAUCCUCAUACAGAGCAAUGAUCUUAAGAUCGAUGAAUCUUCGCUGACCGGUGAAUCGGACCACGUGAAAAAGAGUGAAUCGACCGAUCCGAUGGUGCUAUCUGGAACUCACGUGAUGGAAGGAAGCGGUAAAAUGGUCGUUACUGCCGUUGGUGUCAACUCGCAGGCCGGUAUCAUUUUCACCCUACUCGGAGCAGCGGUUGAUGAACACGAAGCGGCAGCCAAGAAGCAGAAGAAAGAUGCCAAGAAAGCGAAAAAGAACAGCGAUGAAAUUACCAACAACAGUCACCAUGCAGGGCUUAAGUCUCAGACGACUGUUGAUUCGAUCACAUCCGAUGACGAAGCUAAAGCUGGUGGCGGCGGUGGACACGGAGGCAAGGAAAAGUCUGUACUUCAAGCUAAACUUACGAAACUGGCCAUUCAAAUCGGUUACGCUGGAUCCACGAUUGCUGUCCUAACGGUUAUCAUCCUCAUUAUCCAGUUCUGCAUUCAAACCUUCGUCAUCGAGCAAAAACCAUGGAAAAAUUCGUAUGCCAACAAUUUGGUCAAGCACUUCAUCAUUGGUGUGACCGUGUUGGUCGUUGCCGUACCGGAAGGAUUGCCACUGGCCGUUACCCUGUCUCUGGCUUACUCGGUCAAGAAAAUGAUGAAAGAUAACAAUCUGGUGCGACAUUUGGAUGCCUGCGAAACUAUGGGUAAUGCAACGGCAAUUUGCUCAGACAAAACCGGAACACUGACCACCAACCGGAUGACUGUGGUUCAAUCGUAUAUCUGUGAGAAGCUAUGUAAGGUGACACCGAAAUAUUCGGACAUUCCGAGAAUGGUUGGCGAAGCUAUUACCGAAGGUAUUUCAUUGAACUCGGCCUAUACGACUUGUUUGAUGCCGGGCCAGAAUCCAGGCGAUCCAGCUCAGCAAGUUGGUAACAAAACGGAAUGUGCUCUGUUGGGCUUCGUGCAAGGUCUAGGACAAAGUUAUCAGCGCAUUCGAGACGAUCAUCCAGAGGAAUCGUUCACACGUGUGUAUACUUUCAAUUCGGUGCGCAAAUCCAUGACCACUGUUAUCCCUAGGAAAGGCGGCGGCUAUCGAGUGUACAGCAAAGGAGCCUCGGAAAUUAUUUUGAAAAAGUGUUCAUUCAUUUACGGCCAGGAUGGUGUGUUGGAAAAGUUUACCCGAGAUAUGCAAGAACGACUACUGCAUCAGGUCAUUGAACCGAUGGCCUGUGAUGGGCUACGUACAAUUUGUAUUGCCUUCCGUGAAUUCGUGCCUGGAAAAGCGGAAAUCAAUCAGGUACACUGCGACGGAGAACCAAACUGGGACGAUGAAGAAAACAUUGUAAGCAAUUUGACAUGUCUUUGUGUGGUUGGUAUUGAGGAUCCAGUAAGACCGGAAGUGCCAGAUGCUAUCCGCAAAUGUCAGCGAGCUGGUAUCACGGUACGAAUGGUUACGGGAGACAACAUCAACACAGCCCGGUCUAUCGCAACCAAGUGUGGAAUUAUUCGGCCUCAAGAUGAUUUCCUGAUCCUAGAGGGUAAGGAAUUCAACAGACGAAUUCGCGACAGCAAUGGUGACAUUCAACAGCACCUAUUGGACAAGGUAUGGCCGAAACUGCGUGUGUUGGCUCGUUCAUCGCCCACAGAUAAGUACAAUCUGGUGAAAGGUAUUAUCGACAGUGCCGUUUCUGAUAACCGAGAGGUCGUUGCCGUAACCGGUGACGGAACGAACGAUGGUCCUGCCUUGAAGAAAGCCGAUGUUGGUUUCGCUAUGGGUAUCGCCGGAACCGAUGUUGCCAAGGAAGCCUCCGAUAUUAUCCUCACUGAUGACAAUUUCAGCAGCAUAGUUAAGGCCGUGAUGUGGGGCCGAAACGUCUACGAUUCGAUCGCCAAGUUCUUACAGUUUCAGCUAACGGUCAACGUGGUUGCCGUCAUUGUGGCAUUUAUCGGCGCCUGUGCUGUGCAGGAUUCGCCCCUUAAAGCCGUUCAAAUGUUAUGGAUGAAUUUGAUCAUGGACACCCUGGCGUCGUUAGCUUUAGCCACCGAAAUGCCCACACCAGAUCUGCUGCUGCGUAAACCGUACGGUCGAACGAAACCACUGAUUUCGCGCACAAUGAUGAAGAACAUCCUGGGCCAAGCCGUCUAUCAGCUGAUUAUCGUAUUCGGGCUGCUCUUUGUCGGUGACAAAUUCCUGGACAUCGAGUCUGGUCGCGGCCAGCCGCUAAACUCCGAAGCAACACAACAUUUUACCAUUAUUUUUAAUGUUUUUGUUUUUAUGACACUGUUCAACGAGUUAAACGCCCGAAAGAUUCACGGUCAGCGAAACAUUUUCCAGGGUCUCUUCACGAAUCCGAUCUUCUACAGCAUCUGGAUCAUUACGCUGGUAUCACAAAUCUUUAUCAUCCAGUUCGGCAAGGUUGCUUUCUCGACCAAAGCGCUCAACGUCGAACAGUGGCUGUGGAGUGUGUUCUUCGGAAUGGGUACCCUGAUCUGGGGCCAGAUUGUCACGUCGAUCCCUACCCGCAAGAUGCCCAAAAAGAUGGCGUGGGGUCGAGGUGAAGCCGAGUAUGCCGAAGCGAUCCGGCUCGGCGAAGAGCGCUACGAUUCGAUGGAUAAUGACAAGAAACCCCGUGCAGGUCAGAUAUUAUGGAUCCGUGGCCUUACUAGGCUGCAGACCCAGCUUCGUGUUGUACGUGCAUUUCGAUCCACAUUAGAAGAUUUAGAAGAACGUCGUUCCAUUCAUAGCUUGCAUAGUCUUAGAAGUUCACGCAGUCAUCCCGGAGGCAUGAGCACGAGUGGUACAAUGACUAGUCAAGGUCUCUCAAAUCUCUUAUAUCCACCAGGUUCCAACAUCCCAACCGGCCGGCUAAUAGGUACUAAUGUUGGCGAUCUUAAGUAUAUUGAUGAAGAUCAAAGACUUCACAAUAAUCAGCAUAUAAUAGAGAAAUUCGCAGUUUGGACAAAAUCAACAACAGUAUAAAUUCCUUUGCUAGAAGAUGAGAGGAGAAAGAUCUCGCGCGGUUCCAUAAUUUCUUUCUGAUGUAGUUUAGAGAGCAAUAUUUGUACUAGCGAAACAACAAAAAAAACCCAAACUUAAUCUUAACUACAACUGAAAAAACAGAAGAAAUUAGUUAAAAAAAGCAAACCUAAACUAAACAAAAAAAAAACUCAAAGUUAAAGCGUAAAGUGCAAAGUUGUUGCAAGCGCAGUUUAAAGAUGCAAAUUAAAAAAAACAAACAGCAAAAGAGACACGACAGAGGAAGCAUGUUAGUGAACAGAAUUUAUAAGGUUAAAAAUGCAACUACCCAAAACAAAAAGCGAUAAGCCGGAAACAGAAAAAAAAUCCAGGCUCACAAUAUGCAUUUCGUUUUUCGUUUUCGAGAUUAGAAAACUCGAAGUAAGAGAUAGCAGAAAAAAAAGUUUAAGAUUGUUUUUAAGGUACUGGCAAAGGAUUUACCUUCACAAAGAAAGAGAUACACAUAGUAGGCCACAUCCAUCGGUUAGUUAAAAAAAUAGCGGAGCCUGUUCACUGAAGUCGAUCAGUGUCUUCAAGUCACAGCCUACUACGAUUGUGAGUCUGCAUUUGAGAUUAUUUUGGUUUUGUUUUUCACGCGAGUACGUCUCGAUAAACUAUCUUACGUCUUUUUUUUCCUCGUUACAGUCGUAAGAGCGAAAAUUUUCUUUUAAUCACACUAUCUAAAUACGCGACAAGGUCUAAACCGCGAAAAAAUCAAGAGUAUUAUAUAUUGAAAAUUAAAGGAUUAAAGCAAACCCUUCUGAAAAGCAGGUAAACGGAUCUAAAGUUUACUUAUGAUUAAUGGAACACUCCCCAACCAAAAACAAAACAAACAAACAAACCCUUCCACGAGCAUAUAAUUAUAGGGCGAACAACACAAAUUGAAUCACAUCAACAACUCACUCAGUGUAACAUUUUAAGUGCAUAUUCAUCAAUGAAGACACAAACAUAAACAAACAAAACUUCGUUUGACACAUUCACACGUGUCGUCGUUCAAUUGAGCAUAGUUCAUGCGACACAUCUCCCCCAAUUGAUAGUGGUUAUUUUUAGGCAUUAAAAAAUGGUUUGGGAAUCUAAUUACGAGCGUUUUUUUUUUGCGGUGCAGCGAUGAACUUUUUUUAAAAUUAGAAGUGAAUCACUUAAAACAGUAGUUAAUUCGAGGAUGAGCUGUUUUUUUUUUGUGUUGAAAAGAGAUAGGUCCUCGCAAUCGUGAAUCGGGAACUUUCAGGGUACAGAUUGGUGUUUUGCUUCUGUUGAUCUGAAUUUUGUUUUGUAAAAAUUAAUUGUAAAAAAAAUUGGCGGAAGGCCGAGGAAGGGUUUUGACAGAUACGAUGUAGAAAAAAACUACGAGAAAAACUAUUCGGCUGAGUUCAGCGAUGUUUGAUUAUAUAAUAACGAAAAAAAAACCAACAAAAAGAAAUUCUUGUACAGGCAUUUAUCUUUCUCCAUUACUGUUAAAACUCAUUGAAAAAGUUCGUUUUGUUUGUCGCUAUCUAUCCUCUAUCCUAUGUCCUACCAAAAAAAAAACCAAAAUCAAGUUUAAGAUAAAGAAAACGUUGGCGUUUAACGGAAGAAAAAUCGUUAGUAGAGAAUUUAACAGCAAAAUUUACAAUGUUUAAAGUACUGUUUUCUGCCUUAUAGUUAAGAGAUCGAAUGAAAAAAAAAGCGACAAAGUCUUGAAAGCGAAUCUAGCAGAGGUGAUGCACCUUGCGCAUAACUCAUCCCAAAAUUUAAAAAAAUAAAUAAAAAAGGAAACUCUUACACAUACAUUUAUGGUUAGCGAUUAGAAAAUAUCAAAAAGACAGCUGCUUUUUGAACACUCGGAAAAAGAGAAUGGAACACACACACUCACACACUUUGCGGCGACGAGCUGCAAACAAAGUUUAAAGAAAAAAAGGAAUAGAGAGGAAUAUUUCCAACGGCUCUCUGACAUGUGACGGUGAGUUUGAGGAGACGAUCUUUGCUAGGGAAAGAUCCGGUGAAUCCGAUUAGAUCGUUCGGAGUAUUCUGUCUGUGCAACAACACAAACAAUAGUUAUUUUGAAUAAAUCCAUGGAUGGCAUCCGUCUUCUCCUGAUCCUAUGCAUUUUAAUUUUUCGACUUGUCGCAUGGAAUUCCCCUUCAACAAAUGCUUAUUGAAGUUUACAAAAUCAUUCAACACAUUGCAUUUGAGAGAAGUGCAUAAUUUAUGUUUUGGCCCAUAGUACAAAUUUCUUGUUUUGGCCCUCAGUGGAAAUUACUUGUUCAUGAAGCCACCGUCAAUAAUCAUGGUAGGCUCUGAUGGAUACAAAAACAGAUUUAAAAAAUCCUGCAAUUCAAAUUUAUUUCUUCUAGGCCCUCUUUGAUCGUUUCCACCAUCGUCGUCACCGUUGAUUGCUUUUAACUGCGCACUUAGUUCGCUGCCAUCAAACAUCUCGGGACCAUUUAUCUGAACUAAGCUGAACCAUGGCUGCUGGUGUAUUUAUUGCCUUACCUUGUCCGAUGAUAACAGAACCCCACGACAUAAACCAAUUCUCCUAACAACAACCCAUGUGUUUUUUGUUUCUCUUUCAUUUUGGUUUCAAUCAAACAUUGAUGCGUUUUAUCAUCACUGCUCAGUACAGAGUCGGCUCGUUAAAGAGAGAUAAAACGCGUGUGUUUCGUUUGUCGGCUGAUUCAAAAUUUUUUGCUUUGAUAGAACAUUUUUUUGCUAACAACACACAACGCCAAACAAACAUCAAACGCAGUUUGUCAGCUAUUGCAAACGGUAAGCAGCCGCCUACUUAGAUACGCUACAAAGUAGGCGACCGUUAAACUAGACCACAUGACCGUUGCGUUCCAAUAGAUGACUUCUAUUGUAAAUAGUAUAAACACCUUUCACACAAACAGACAUACAUACUUAUUGACCGAAAAGCCGAAAGUAGGUUGAUUGCCUCCAGAGUAGAAAACUGAAGAUAGUUUAAUACCAAAAAUAGAAAAACAAGCAAAGAUAAAGCUGAAAUUUCAAGAUGGAACCAUUUGACAAAGAACAAAACAAAACCCCUACCGAAAGCGCCAACUUCCAAACUUUGCAAGUACGAAUGGACGAUUCCGGUGACGGCACUUACAUGUUGAGAUGGAUCGUAAUGCCACAACUAGGGUACCCCGAGAGAAACGGGUCUGCGGUCUACGGCCCGGUUUAUUCGACGACGACGACGCCGACGACGGUCUCCGGUGCUCUGAGAUUGAGAAUCGCUGCCCUACAGUAACAAUGCCCGCCUGCAAGCUUUAUAGAUACCUAGCGAGACGAGACUAAACGAAAAUCUCUGCAACAGUGGCGCCGCUCUGUGGUAAGAAAACGUUACUUCUGUUGUUUUAUUGUAGAUGGUAAAAUCUUGAAGAAAGAUUUCGUCAAAAGCGGAAGACAUUUCAUGUGAAAAGUUGUUGAAAUAUCGGAACAUUGAACAGACUUAAUGUUGACUUAGUUUUUAUUCAACAGUUGCAAUCAGCAUUUGAACAGUACUAAUGUCUAUUGUUUUCGUCAUGUUUCGAAUAUCACAGUUCCGAUUACAGUAUGUUUUAGCAAUCAGAGAAGUUGAACAAACUUUAACCAUCUACAAAAUUUCAAAGAAGCACAUUAAACAACAAUAGACAAAAAGGAAAGAAAACGGAAUAAUUUUGUGACCAAAUAAAAGAACAAAAAAACCAACGCUAGCAGAGAGCGCAGCCAUCAAAAGGUGACAGGGGCAAGCCGAAGGCGAUUUAUUGAAUGUGUAUAGUAAAAAAAAUGAAAACACUAAAUCUACUGAUGACAUAAGUUUAACUAUAAAACCAAAAUAGCCACGAUGAUCGAGAUAUUUACGCAAUAAUUAUAAUAAUAAUAAUGAAUAAUAUUAAUAAUGAUAAGUUGAGUCAGAGAGAGAAGAAAAAGAAACAAAAAACGAGAAAAAUCACACACAUUUUACAACCUAAGGAAAACAAGGUAUUUUUACUGUUACAGAGAGAAGUUUGUGAAAACUAAAAACCCAAACCCCAUUCAUUGCGAUGGAAAACAUGGGAAGAAGGAAGAGAGAAAAACCGAAAAUCCACAAAAAAAGUAAAUAAACUAAAACUGAAAUAACAUUUGAGGUAAUACUGAAUUUAGCAAGCAAGAAACCAACCAGAAAAAAAAACAAACAAACCAACCAUAAUUACGACUUAAAACAGCUACAGCUAUAAGGAAAUAUCACAGAAAAUCAACAACGGCUGCUAGGGUGAUGCAGCAAGAAUAAAUAACAAAACAUUUGUUGAAGAAACACAACGCAAACAAAAAUGGGGAUUUAGUUUGUUAAUUGCAAAGCGCAACACACCCACACACGCAAAUGUAUGCCGUGAAUCAUCUCUGAUAGCGUUAAAAAAAGUACACAAACACUAUCCUAUAAAGGCUUAAAAAAAGAGAUAGAAUGGUAACCAAGUUACAAACUUCAAAGCGCAGCGCCCCAGAGACUAAAAAAAUCGGAAAUCAUUAACGAAUGAAGGGUUGACAACCUAUUUUAGUUAAUUUUUACCGAGUACUGUAAAAAGAAACAAAAAAAAAAACAAAGUAACCCAGCUGUCGAAAAUUGUUGGUUAAAUUUGACACAUUCAUUGUACUUUUGUUUCAGUGUUUUUCGAUGCUUUUCCCGAAUUUGGUGAAAAAUUUUGGGAAAAUUUCUACCCGUACUUUGAGGACGUGUUUUCUUCAAUCGUUGAUUCCUUGAAUGCGACAGUCAAAGCAACCACUGACUUUGCUUCCCAGAAGCUUUCUUUACCUUGUUUUUUUCUUUUUUAAAGUCACAGUAGGCCAAUGUUGGGAUAAUACAAUUGUACUUAAAACUUUUCAGUUUUGUUUAUUUUAUUUUUUCGUAGUUAGCUUUGAUCACUAACUAUUCUCUUAUCUGUGAUAGCUUAUAUGAACUUUAUUAGAACUUAUUCUUUCCUUCGAUUGAUGGUUUUAAACUGUCGCAACUUCUUUUACCGAUAUGCUGUGAAAAGGAUUUCGAUAAACUGAAGACUUGUAGGUUUCUCCUUCAAUGAUACGAAAAUAGCUGAUCGGUGGACAAACUAUUUAAAUAUUGAAAAAUUUCCCAAGUCCGAUAUUUUCUAAGAUUGAAAAUUUGGUCCGAAUUUCGUUUGUUCCUCUGAUGAAAGAUCCGAAAUUAAAUCAUUUGUUUUGCGGAAUCAAACCGUUUUAAUACUGAUUUCACUGACAUGACCCUCGGAGGAAAAUUCUAUUUUCGCUGCAUAGCCUACUAAAGUCUGCGCGACGACAGUAGGUCAAUAAAUGCCAAGAAAAAAUCAGCUUUCCAACCUAUUUGGACACACACGUUUGUGCCGUCCAAAAUGAGCGAAUUCAGAGAAUUUCCGUGCUUAUGAAAAAUGAGUCGGAAAAAUUUCCCCGUUUGGCAACAAAAGCAGGAUAUGAGCCGUAUUCUGGUCUUCAAUUAAAAAAUAAAGUAAAUACAUUCGGCAACACUGAAGAGCUAGGAAAAAUGCCGAUAGAAAACAAAUUAGUCAUUGUUCUUUUAUUAUGAGCAAGAGGCGUGUUUUAAAGAAUUGCUGAACUGUUUUGAACCGGAAUGAUCGUGCCAGUUCACGACAAUGAUUCAGAACGAUUGAUGAUUGGCCCGACUCCGGUAAAGAGGACGGAGUGGCUGGAAAAGCACAGAUUUAUUGUUUGUUGUUCACAAAGGCUGUUUUGAAAAUCUUCUGGCUCCAAUAACUAAGACGGAAUGGCCGAAAAAGCACUGAUUAGAAGAGAUUUUGUCAUGAUUUCUUUCAGAUUGUCUUUUCAAACAGCGUCACCAGAUUGGAAAAGCUGUUGCAAUUUUUUUUCCGGCUUCUAUAAAUAAGACGGAUUGACUUAAAAAGCACAGAUUGAAGUGGAUGUUGCCUGAAAUUGUUUUAUCACAUUGCUUACCAAAUACGAAAAUUUUCGUUUUUCGCUUGCCGCGAACGUGCUACUCUUAGAAGUAUAACUCAAAUCUCAUGAAUUUAGUGAUGGUUCAGGGAGUUUUGAGGUAUACAUAGAAUGCCAAAUUUUGGUGUUUCUCAGCUUAGAUGUCUUCGCCGUCCUUAAAAUGUGUUAUGAUUAUUUCGGCUCCGAUAAGUGAGACAGAGUGGUUGAAAAAUCACAGAUAAAAGUGCUCAUUGAUAUGAUUGUUCCAGCUCCGGUAAAUAAGACGGAGUGCUGGAACCAAAUGGCUGGACUGGACAAGCCUUCGAUUGAAGAAGUUUUCGCUGAGAUUGUUGCGGCUCCGUUUGAAAGCACUGAGUGGAUGGAAAACCACAGAGUGGAUGGCUGUAGCAAAGUUUGCUUUAAUAGUUCAUCGGAUCCAGUAAAUAAGACAAAAUGGUUGAAAAAGCACAGAUCUAAUAGGCUGAGAUCCAAUUCCGGUAAAUAAACCAAAGUAACUGAAAAAGCACAGAUUUGUAAGGCUUUUGCAUAAAUUGUUCAAGGAUUGUUUAAAUAGAACAGAAAUGAAAAAUAUCAAUAAAAUAAAAUUUAUUUGGAAACAAUUGAAUGUUUCCAUCGGAAGAAAUCAAAAAGAAUGGGGAAAACCUAUCAAAGCAACCUUUUGCACGAGUUUGAAGAACUUGCUACCAUCUCCGUUAUUGAAUCAUUACCCAGACUUGGCCUACUUAACAAAAUUCAUUUUCUUUUUUCGUAUUCAAAGCUGACUGUCAUCAGGUGUGUAUAAUGGGGGAAUUCGUAGCUACUUUUUCCAUUACAAUUUUUCCUCGAAUGAAUUUCAUUUAAGUUACAGCGUUAGAGUGUUGCUUUUAUGAUUUUUGAUAAAGAUUACAAACAAAAACUAAUAAACAGCGCAACAAAUUGGUUACAAGUUGCCAUCAUUCUACCGUUGCCAUAUAUGAGGAAUACAUGAAUAGAAAAAAAGGGAUUAGACUAGGACAAUUGACUCUAAUUGUCGCUACAGGCGGAGCAGAAGGACGUUAUUCUAACUAAAUAAGCAUUUUAAUAAUUCACCCUAAGGUAUAACGCGGUGGUGUUUCGAGAGUUUGAAUCCAAGUUUACACAUUCUUCUGAGCACAUAUGUUAAAAAAAAACGAAAUAACACCAAAAUAAAAACUCCCACACUUAAUGAGAUAGGACACGACACCCCCCCCCCCCCCCCCCUCCUUUAAUGGAUAAUUCUAUAAGAACCAAAAAGCAAAUCAAAGAUUUCUUAAAAAAAAAACCAGCAUAUGUGUGUGUAAUACUUAUGUCACCUAAGGUGAACUAUAACUUGAUAAUGCAAAACUAAUCCUUACAGUAAAUACAAACAAAAACAUAUACACUUCGAAGACAUGACACACGUGAAUAGAACAAAUCGUUUUGUUUGUAGCUGUUCACAUUUAUUCACACACAAUGCCCAAACCCAAACAGACACAUAUAACUCAAUAAACAUAAACACAACUUAGAUAAAGGAGAAUUAAAUUCAAGAUAAAACAAAAAGUAAACUUAAGUCGUGUAAAACAACUGACAAUUUUCAAACAAACAGCAGCCAACAACACACACUAGCAGCAAGCAAACAACAACAGCACUUACUUAGGCACCUAUAAUGUCGUCGUGAGCCUCGUUUUUUCGAUGAUUUGUUGGAAGUUUUCCGAAAUCGGUCUCAGACUUAUUUACUUGUUUGGAAUUUGAACGUUUUGCUAAAUGUUAGCCAAAACCAAAACAUAUUUAAGCAUAAUGAAAAACAAAAUACGAUCACACACACACACACUAGAACAAGAAUAAGCUAAAGUUUAAAGAAAAAAAAAUCGCGGGUAAAACACAAGCAACCAAGAAGAACCGUAGCUGAGUUGAGUAAGUCGUGAAGUAGUUUUUACUAAAAAAUGAGAUAAUCAAGUGCAAGUAGUAGGACUCGAAAUAAGAAAUUGAAGAAAUUGAAAAAUCAAACCAAAAAAAAAAACACUACCAAAACAUCUAGUCAAAUGUCUCGAGUGCGAAUCGGUGAAGAGCAGUUGAGUGUAAGUUGUUAUGUGCGCCUUCUUCCUAUUGUUUUGCGUUACACGAUUAAAUUAUAAUAGGGUCUUGAUUUCCGGUGCUGGUUUCUAAUACUCUGUCGGUUUUUGCGUUUCUGCUAAAUUGGUCUCAGAACCCUAGACACGACGCUUUACCUUUUAUCGUAGACACCCCUCAGCCCGAAUCUAUCUAAUCGAAGCAAUCCAUGAAGAGCGAGCUAGCUAGAGAACAACAGCUGCGUAGGUAGGACAGCUAAAACCGGAAUUGGGGACGGUUGCGCAUUUUCUCCAAAUCCUUCGUUACUCUUAAGUAGAGGAGAAAACCAGGAAAAAAAAAUAAAAAAGCUCCCCUUUGCAUUUAAUCGAUUAUUGUGUUUGUCCUCCUCAAUACAGACCGAUAUGUAUGGAUGAAUAGGAGAAAAAACACAGAACCCACCUGGAUUAUGCACAGUGGGUUCAACGAAAGACAUCUCAAACCAAAACAAAAACAAAACUAGGCAUCAAUUUGCAGACAGAGACAAGUUAGAUGAAGCUCUAGAUAUUUUAAUGAGUUGAUAGCGAACUUUAACUAAAAAGCCUUUACUAUUAUAUACUGUUGUUUUAAAACUCAAAUUGAAGCGUUACUUUUGACUCUCUAUACAUUUAGCGAAAGCGUUCGUCCUAUCGAUGCGUUUGCGCCCGGUGGGUUUCCUCUAUUGGUUUGCGUUUGCGAGACCCAGGUCAGGCUAAUUUGCACGUACGGCUCCAUCAGGAUCGCUGAAAAGUAUUGAAAACAUGAUGAAAAGAAAAGGUUAACCCCAACAGCAGCGAAGGUGGGAGUGAGAACGAAAAGCCACAGCUUCUGUCCUUUUGUAUUGUGUAUUAUAUCAAUUGUUAUGAUUACGCACAACAUAAAGGGAAACAUGCUUCUUAAAAGAUCCUAACGGAGGCAUCCAACAGGCAAAAAGAGAGUAAAACUAAACACGAUUUUAAUCACUACAAAAGCCAUGCAUGUGUUCAAAACGAUAAUUCCCCCAUAUAUAUGUAAAACGAAUCCGAAAACACUUAUAGUGACACAAAAAGAAUGCACAGGAAAGAAAAGCAGCAACGUAUUACGGAGUGACGUCACCCCCACAUCGGACCGCCAUUUUGGAAACGCCUCUGGCAGUGCGAAACAAAACAAAACAAGGAACGGAAAAUAAAACAAAAAGUAAACAAACAUGGUCAAACGUUAAGUAAAGCAAGCCCACCGUCAGCGCGCAACCCAAAAAACCAAAACUUACUAUUACUACGAAGUAACGAACAGGAAAUCAAACGCCUACUUAGGUUCCUUCUCUCUAAAUCCACACACACAGGGAUCAGAAUUAGUGGUCUUCGAUUUUGUCAUAAACUAACUCACACUACACUAGGGUACGUAUGUCAUUGAAUCAUUGCAGUCAUUUUCACGUCACGAGAUUAAAAAAUAAACAUUGUAAACAAAAACAAAACUUAAACGACAAAAACUGAUCUCCUGUCCAGCUCUCUCUUUCCCCAACAACCCAACUCCAAACAAUCUUUGUUCUAAUCCCAAUUAUUUCUCGUUCCAAAACAACCCCCCUUCAACCUUCAAUUAAAAGUUAAACCCUUCGAAACCCAAACCAAAAACAAUGAAAAAAAAAAAUAAACAAAACAAACCGUUACACUUUAGGUUGAAAACUAAUAUUUACAGUGAGUUAAGUGCUAAAUAAACUAGUGACCUACCAUAGUGUGUAAAGUAUGGGAAAUGAAUAAAAUGAAACCAAAAAUGUUAUUUAUUUGAAAUAGUUGUUACAAAAAGAAACGAGAGAGAGGAGAACAAGAACAAAAAUUAACCACAAUUUAAAAAAAUAUUGAAAAAUGGUUACUUUACUUUUGAUUCUGUUUUCCCAUUGGUUGUUCACUUGAUUAUUCUCGAAAUGUAAUAGUAAAUGCUGACAAAACAAAUUGUCGAAGCAGAAAUAUUGAGGUUCAAAACCCAUAAAGAGAUAAAUAUUGACGCGCAGCAGUGUGUACGAAAACAAAAUGAAUAGACAAAAGUAUUAAUUUUUUUUAGAGAUCACAGCAACCAUUGCGCGAUACACACAGACAGGCAGGCGGACAGAGAGAAUGAAAUGAAAAACAAGUAACUCGACGAAAGCCUUGACGAAUUUCAUUCUAUCGAUGUUAUUUCAACAGUGACCCGAAAAACGGACGGAGAAGAAGAUAAACAAAUAGUCAAAAGAUCAAGUUGUAUAGAGAAAAAUGAAAACAGUUAGCCAGUACAGUAUGGGGCAAUGAUGAAAUUUGACAAAAAAAAGUAAAUAAAAUUAUAAAAUCGCGCGCGUCGUUUAGUCGUAGGACAGUGAAAUUAAAAACAAAAAACAAAGCAGGCACAUGAAAGCUGGUGACCUACAACACAACACAUUCUCUCUCGAAGAAGGAGAAAAGGAAAAAUAAUAAAAAAAAUACAUAACAACAAACUUCAAGUACUAACUAGUUUUUCUCGAAAAAAAACAAAA